CCGCCCCCUCGCCUCGCCCUCCUCCGCUCGCCAAGAUUGGCCGGGAAACCCGCCAAUGGGGAGCUCGGGGAGGCGGGCCUAGAGCGCGGGCUGGAGGAAGAAAAGCGAAUUUCAAGUUGGCCGCUGCGUGGGCCCCGAGUGGGGGAGGGACGGCAGUCUCUGGUGUCACCUCUGACUGUAACAGCUGUUCCUCUGACCAAAGCGGACAUCAGCACUGACCCAUGAGUUGAAAACAGUUGUUUAGAAGGUAUUCAGCAAAGCAACAGCAGUGACUUCCCCUCGGGGACCUUUGAUCUCCACAGCGGUUUUUCUCACUGGAUCUCGGAGUAUCCAGGCCCCCUCCACCAUGGCCAGCCGGGGUGGGGGCCGGGGUCGCGGCCGAGGCCAGUUGACCUUCAACAUGGAGGCUGUGGGCAUUGGGAAGGGUGAAGCUUUGCCCCCACCCACUCUACAGCCUUCCCCACUCUUCCCUCCCUUGGAGUUCCACCCGGUGCCUCUGCCCGCAGGAGAGGAAGGGGAGUAUGUCCUGGCUCUGAAGCAAGAGCUGCGUGGGGCCAUGAGGCAGCUCCCAUACUUCAUCCGGCCAGCUGUCCCCAAGAGAGAUGUGGAACGUUACUCAGACAAGUAUCAGAUGUCUGGGCCCAUUGACAAUGCCAUCGAUUGGAACCCCGAUUGGCGCCGGCUGCCCCGGGAGCUCAAGAUUCGAGUCCGGAAGCUACAGAAGGAACGGACCACCAUUAUACUCCCCAAGAGGCCCCCCAAGACCACAGAAGAUAAGGAGGAAACAAUACAGAGACUAGAGACUCUGGAGAAGAAAGAGGAGGAAGUGACUUCAGAGGAAGAGGAAGAGAAAGAGGAAGAAGAAGAAAAGGAAGAAGGCGAAGAAGAAGAAUAUGAUGAAGAAGAACAUGAAGAGGAAACUGAUUACAUCAUGUCAUAUUUUGACAACGGAGAGGACUUUGGAGGUGAUAGUGACGACAACAUGGAUGAGGCCAUAUACUGAAAACCUGGGCCCAUGCAUCUUCCUUUAUUUGAGAUAGAGGGGCUAGAAUUAUUCUGGGUUUGCCCUAUUUUUGUUAUUCCUGUUUUUGAGAUAGGAUCUCACGUAGCUCAGGCUGGCCUGGAACUCAGUAU
Molecule: messenger RNA, 1134 nt
Organism: Onychomys torridus (southern grasshopper mouse)
Lineage: Eukaryota; Metazoa; Chordata; Mammalia; Rodentia; Cricetidae
Gene: Polr3gl
Product: RNA polymerase III subunit GL
Exons: 9
Coding region: 347-1003 (218 amino acids)
Biological process (GO): transcription by RNA polymerase III
Cellular component (GO): RNA polymerase III complex
Source: RefSeq, a predicted model, not a curated record